Molecule: messenger RNA, 3197 nt
Organism: Zonotrichia leucophrys gambelii
Lineage: Eukaryota; Metazoa; Chordata; Aves; Passeriformes; Passerellidae
Product: cytochrome P450 2C19-like
Exons: 10
Coding region: 1322-2806 (494 amino acids)
Biological process (GO): epoxygenase P450 pathway; xenobiotic metabolic process
Cellular component (GO): intracellular membrane-bounded organelle; cytoplasm
Molecular function (GO): heme binding; iron ion binding; arachidonate epoxygenase activity
Source: RefSeq, a predicted model, not a curated record
CCCAAAAAGCGGCAGGUGGGCCCCUGAGAUGGGCUUGAAACACAGGCAAGGGGAGCUUCUGUGAUCCCAGAGAAAACUGCCUGCCAGCAGCCAUUGCCUGCCUGUAAGUGCAAGGUGUCAUGGAGAGUCUCCUCCCCAGCCACACAUCAGGCAGCCACACCAAGCGAAUGCCUCAUGGGCCAUCUUUCCAUGCAUGUUUCUGCAUUCAUGCCAUGAAACUGUGAAUGUCUUUACAGUUCUGCCUUUUAGCAGAUCCUCCAGCUCCUGGAUGUCUGCACAGCACCGUACAGCAUCAGUACCCUGGCCCCAGCCAGCCCUCACCACAGGCAUGGUGGGUGGGCAGCAGCUGAGUCUGAGGGAGGCAUUUCCUUUGCCCUUCCACCUUAGCCCACAGCCCAUCUUUGCUGCACACCUGUGCAAGAUGCCAUGAUCCCAGCUGGUCAAGAAGGUCACUGUGCCUACCUCUGCUAAUUUCAUGCACCAGCCAGGAUGGCUGCUCCACAAAGUGUAAGACCUUGUCAGCAGCUAUGCGCAACAGGCAAUGGAUCUUGGCAGCUUGCCUACGUAGCUGAGGCUUGAGCAGCCCUCAUGAACCAGCUGUGCUCCCCACAGUGCCUGCCAGGGCACCAGGCAGCAACAGAGUAGAGACACCAGGGAAAACAUUUGGACUUUGGCAAGGAGGGAGGCUUCAUCUCUUUAAAAGCCUGUAAGAACUGUGCAUGCCCCAAUCACAUCAUCACUGUAUGACAGCCAAAUGCUUCUUUUGGCUGCAUUACCUGCUGAUAACUGGGUAAAAAUCAGUAAAGUACUUUGGAGCUAUAGGGAGGUACUUUUAUUAUACAUUAACCCAUCAAUACUUCACUUCUGAUAAUAAAAAAGAAUGUCUACAUGGACUUGAAGAAUAAUUCUACAUGAAAGAACCCCAGAAGUGCUGUAGAUCUGCCAAGGAGUACCUGUGCUGAGAACAGUUUCAGGUAACUGCCCUUUCCUAGUUCCUACACAAACACCAAAUAGCUGUGUUUGAUCAUGUAGGGAUGGAAGGCUCUUCAGAUGAGCCUGAACUUCAGGGAAAUUAAAUGCUUUGUUUGAAAGAAGUUGUUAUGGAAAAUGGAAAGUGGAAAGCAGCCUAGCUGAAAUGAAACAAGCAAGUCUCUCUUCCUCAGAAAUCUUUUCCUCACCCAUUUGAUCAUUCUCAUGCAUUCCAGUGACCCAGUUGUAAUCACCAGUUUAGACAGCAGCCAAGACCACCACAGACAGAAGGACAUGCAGAGGAUGAAGAUUCUGACAGCCAGAGUCACUCCCUCCUGAGCCACAGACGAAAAUGGAGCUCCUGGGAGGAGCCACUAUUGUCCUCCUGGUUUGCAUUGCCUGCCUGCUCUCCUUUGCAGCAUGGAAAGGAAGGUCUGGGAAGGGGAAGAUGCCUCCAGGACCAGCUCCCCUUCCCAUUCUAGGCAACCUGCUGCAGGUGAAACCAAGUAACUUGACAAAAACCCUCCAGAAGCUCAGUGAAGAGUAUGGACCCGUUUUCACAGUGCACCUGGGCUCUGACCCAGUGGUGGUGCUGCAUGGAUACGAUGUGGUGAAAGAAGCCUUGGUCGAUCGCGCAGACGAGUUUGCUGCCAGGGGACACAUGCCAAUUGGAGACAGGGCUAACAAUGGAUUAGGGAUUGUUUUUAGCAACAAUGAGCUAUGGUUACAAGUCCGGCGGUUUUCUCUCACCACUCUGAGGAACUUUGGAAUGGGGAAGAGGAGCAUUGAAGAGAGGAUACAGGAGGAAUCUGACUACUUGCUGGAAGAGAUCAACAAAACAAAGGGAAGAGCUUUUGACCCAACCUUCAUGCUGAGCUGUUCUGUCUCCAAUGUCAUAUGCUCCAUUGUCUUUGGGAAACGAUAUGAUUAUAAAGACAAGAAGUUCCUGGCUCUGAUGGACAACAUGAACAACAUCUUUGAGAUGAUCAACUCCCGCUGGGGACAGCUCUACCAGAUGUUCUCAAAUAUCAUGGAUUACCUGCCUGGCCCACACAACAAUAUAUUUGGAGAAUUUGAUGCUCUAAAAGCCUUUGUAGCAGAGGAGGUGAAGUUGCACCAAGCCUCCCUAGAUCCCAACUCCCCUCAGGACUUCAUCGACUGUUUCCUCAGCAAAAUUCAGGAGGAGAAAGAUCGUCCCAAUUCCAGUUUCCACAUGAAGAACCUGAUAACAAGUGCUUUCGACUUGUUCCUUGCUGGAACUGAGACAACAAGCACCACUGUACGAUAUGGGCUCCUGCUUCUUCUCAAAUAUCCAAAGAUUCAAGAGAAAAUUCAAGAAGAGAUUGACCAGGUAGUAGGACGAUCAAGAAAACCCUGUGUGGCUGACCGGACCCAGAUGCCCUACACAGACGCCGUGGUCCAUGAAAUCCAGCGCUUCAUCUCUCUUGUCCCCCUGGCUCUCCCUCACACUGUGACCAAAGACACCAGCUUCAGAGACUACGUCAUUCCUAAGGGCACCACAAUUUUCCCUGUCCUCACUUCUGUCCUCCAUGACAGUAAAGAGUUUCCAAACCCACAUGAGUUCAAUCCUGAACAUUUCUUGAAUAAGAAUGGCAGCUUUAAGAAGAGUGAAUUCUUCAUGCCCUUCUCAGCAGGAAAACGAAUAUGCCCAGGAGAGGGCCUGGCACGAAUGGAGAUAUUCUUACUCAUAGCCACCAUCUUGCAGAACUUUACUUUGAAGUCUGUUGUCAACCCCCAGGAGCUCAACAUUACCCCAACUCUGAGUGGGACAGGCAAUGUACCUCCUGCCUACCAGCUCUGUGCUGUCCCCCGCUGAAAAGCACUGAACCACUCUCCAGUGUCCUGAAACUGGCUAUUCUUUUACAUGUUCUUUACUAAAAUCAACAGCAAGAGCACUGGCCCACUUUUACCAGGCCUUCAGGAAGGCAGUCCAAACACAAGGCACAAAGCAGAGACCUCUGAAGCCUCCCAGAACUCCACCACAUCGCAGGAGGCUCUGGCUGACACUGCAGCCUCUUGCACGGAUGCUCUGUCACAGGAUCAUUGAGUGCAGUGGCUGCAUCAAACAGCCACUGUUGGUUUUCUCUCCAGCACAGCUCCCCUGGCUCUCCCACAGCAUGUAUCCCUCCAAGACCUGGUUUUGCAGAUGGAUAGUGCUGCAUGUGUGUACAUUCAUGAUCCAAUAAACAAAAAUCUGUUUAUGACAA